This is a messenger RNA of Colletotrichum higginsianum IMI 349063, 663 nucleotides long. RefSeq lists its product as uncharacterized. The record is from RefSeq and is a predicted model, not a curated record. The transcript has 2 exons. NCBI's taxonomy places the organism in Eukaryota, Fungi, Ascomycota, Sordariomycetes, Glomerellales, Glomerellaceae. The coding region runs from base 1 to 663 and encodes 220 amino acids.
AUGUGGGGGGACCGGCCAGAUAAGACGCAACCUUCUUGCAUCUCGACAGCUACCAAAAUUUGUGUCUCAUUGGUUGCCCUGUCGCACUGUAAGCGCUUUACCAAGGUAUGCAUCAAGGGACAUCGGUUCUCAAAGAGCACUUACCUCACUUACACGUGUAAUCUCAUUGCCCCAUCCCCUUCGUCGCUUCGUCACCUCUUGCGGUUUGCGGGCGUUGGCGGGCAGGGGGAGCCCAAUCGAGGUACCGCCCCAGGCAGUAGGGAACCUAGCCAAGGCGGCCGCUCUUGGGGUUGGAAGGCUAAGUACAGGUACGCAACAGGAAUAAGACAUAGUUACAUACACAGUAUACCUGAGGCUCAGAAAUCAGCCGUUCAGCCGUCUUGCCGCAGGAAGGCAUCUAGCGGGCUGUGGUCCAACGCUCCCUACAGACCCACUUGGUUCUCUGUUUUUAGGCUGGAUAUAAACAUGUCGAGGCACAUCAACCCGUCGCCUUCAACAAGUGUGGUGGUAGGUAUCCUCUGCCUCGAUCGGUUUGCACUAAGGGCUGUUGAUCGGUGCUUAGGAAUGGGCGACAUGAUCACAGAGCUGUUCCCAUUAACCGCCAACACCACAUCGCCAUUCACUUUUGCUGUCCCUAAACAACAACACCCUCCGCACUCCUGA